This is a messenger RNA of Triplophysa dalaica, 1846 nucleotides long. It is a transcript of the gene cdc25d, whose product is annotated as cell division cycle 25 homolog d. The record is from RefSeq and is a predicted model, not a curated record. Gene Ontology annotation, biological process: positive regulation of G2/M transition of mitotic cell cycle; G2/M transition of mitotic cell cycle; protein dephosphorylation. NCBI's taxonomy places the organism in Eukaryota, Metazoa, Chordata, Actinopteri, Cypriniformes, Nemacheilidae. Bases 356 to 1561 code for a protein of 401 amino acids. Gene Ontology annotation, molecular function: protein tyrosine phosphatase activity. Gene Ontology annotation, cellular component: nucleus; cytoplasm. The transcript has 12 exons.
CUUGGUCGUUUUGCUUAAACUAGACUUCAAAUUUACACCCUCAAAUGACUCACUUCAGGGAAGUGUUGGAUAUCCACGAGUUGUCUAAUGGGCGACUGCUGUGACAGAGAGGUAUGACUGGACUCAUAGGGACGCGACGCGGAUCACAUGAGCCUGUUGUAGCAACACGAGUUUCCAAGGGGAGGUGACCGAAGACCCCUCAGAGAGACGGAGGAUGAGGCAUUCAUUCACAACAUCCAUCAUUCCGUAUCAGUCACAGACACAACUGACUAUAGAAACUUGUUUUAAUUAAUUAUGCAUUAUUGCAUUUAGCUUUGAAAGAGGAUCUUUGCUGUUUAGUUAUCAUACAGACUAUAUGUCUGAUGAUCUGAUGGAGUCAGUUUGGGAUCUGUCCGUAACAGAAGACUCUUCACCGGUCUCUGAGCUCUCGUUCAACCUGCAGAACCUGCAAUGUCAGGAUGGUGUGUCUGAAAAGAGCCCGAGCCCCCGGAGAAAGCUUGUUUUGACGCCUGAAUGGAUCAGCCCACAGAUGAACACACUCUCCAGGGAGAAAGAGACGCCAACAGUGUCUGCUGUGAAAAGACGAAGAACAAGCAGAAGUCUGUCUCCUAAAACCUCUCCAAACAAGGUCCAGUCAAGUCGUAUUUGGAGGGAUCUUCAGGAUUCUGCUGCUAAUAAGGAGAAUGAGAGAGCUAUUAAGAGAUUACGAGUGCAGCUGUCCAGUAGAUUCUCCAGUGCAUCAGAGGAACCAGAAUCAGCACAUAGAUCUGGGAAACGGUACUGCAGUGAUCCAGAAGAUGACGGCAGUUAUACGAGGGAGACAGAUGAGGCUGCUGCAAGGUUGUGUAGAAUGAGGUCACACAGAAAUGCUCCUCCAACUCAAAUAACCGAGGCCACCGUCGCUGACCUCACCCUUAUAGGAGACUUUAGUAUGCAACGCCUGCUUCCUGUUCAGGGUGCCGGCCAUCACGAGCUUCACUGUGUCAGCGUGCAUACAGUGGCGUCUCUGAUCAGAGGUGAGUUUGGUCCUGCCGUGGAGGACUUUCUCAUCAUCGACUGUCGUUAUCCAUAUGAGUAUAAAGGCGGACAUAUUAAGGGGGCAAUAAACAUCUAUACCGAAUCUCAGAUCCAGCAAGCUGUUUUCCAAGCAUUAGAAAAGACUGAGCUUUACCCCGACGGAAGUGUCUCCUCUUGGGGACAACAAUCGGACUCAAUGCCAGAAAAUUCUGCUGCGAAAGAGAAGGGGUCAUCAUCGCCGCGGAAACUGAUAGUGUUCCACUGCGAGUUCUCAUCCAAAAGAGGGCCGCACCUAUGUCAGUAUCUGAGGAGGUUAGACCGAAGUCUAAAUGUGUACCCAAACCUGCACUAUCCAGAGCUCUACCUUCUGCUGGGUGGUUACAAACAAUUCCAAAGCUGCUAUCCGGACAUGUGUGAACCGUGUGGAUACGUACCCAUGCGCCAAAGGGAGUACCAGGAGCAACUGCAUGGCUUCCGCAGGAGAAGACCCACUCGACAGCGAAGGCGACGGCCAGUCAGAAUUCAUCAAAGAACCACACGAUAAAAAUGACCAUUAGUACAUAUAGACCUUAGCUGCAACACCGGUUGCAUUCUUACCUUUUUGAGUCCCAAAUUGUUCACAGCAAUAUGUGGAGGCCCUCCCACUAAUUUUUUUUAUCGACGUAGGCCCCUACAAUGCAAUCUUGAGCGCCCUAUUUCAGAAACACUACAAUAAAGUGUGUACUUCAUAUGAAUAUGUAUGCUUUUUGGACUUUGGUAGGUAUGAAGUUGUGUCUGUUAGGUCUGAGCACCUUCAUAAAUAAAAUACUUUAAAUAACACACUAAAUUA